Molecule: messenger RNA, 237 nt
Organism: Macrosiphum euphorbiae (potato aphid)
Lineage: Eukaryota; Metazoa; Arthropoda; Insecta; Hemiptera; Aphididae
Source: the annotation of a GenBank genome assembly
AUGAAAUUAGCGGGUAUUGAAAAACGUAAAGCGACUCUUAAAGAAAAUGAAGAUGGACGAAAAAAACGACGAGAACUGGAAACCUUAAAAUUAACCGAAAGAAUUCGACUGUAUAGUUCAUCUAGUUCUGAAGAUCAAGAUACACUUUUAGAGGAAGUUUUAAGUGAAACUCCUGGUUGCUCAUUACCAAUGCCUAGUUCUUCAAAACCAAUCCGGGCUAAAAAAAGUAGUGAAUAA